Neurospora crassa OR74A is the source of this 3171-nucleotide messenger RNA. RefSeq names its product RNA-binding protein Vip1. The transcript is spliced from 2 exons. Bases 364 to 1215 code for a protein of 283 amino acids. The record is from RefSeq and is a predicted model, not a curated record. NCBI's taxonomy places the organism in Eukaryota, Fungi, Ascomycota, Sordariomycetes, Sordariales, Sordariaceae. Gene Ontology annotation, molecular function: RNA binding.
CGACAUGCCUGGUCGCCGUGUACCCCUCUUUCCGCCCAUGGUUUCUCCAGCUUUCUAUCAUCCCUCGCUCCAGCCUACUGUAGUGUAGUGUGACAGUCACAAGUCGAGUUGGUUGUGAACCAGUCAAGUCCACUGCCCUGUAUUUUUUUACACUUUGGGCAAGCGUAAUCCAUCAUCUGACGAACCCUGGGUACAUACAUAAGACCAGUCCACGUUUCCUUUCGACUUGACUUCUGCUUUUGGCUCUACUUAGAAUCUCUCUCCCAUUGCCAAGCAAACGAACAACAGCAAACAUUUCGGUUCGACCAGUCCUCGACAUCUAUCACCAAACCGCACACAGAUACCAUCUCAACCACAGCAAUCAUGUCUACAGUCUACGUCAAGAACAUCGGCGCCAACACUGAGGAGAAGGACAUUCGUGCCUUCUUCAGCUUCUGCGGCAAGAUCAGCUCCCUCGAUGUCACCACCGAAGGCGAGACCAAGUCCGCCACGGUGACCUUUGAAAAGGAGAGCGCCGCUCGCACUGCUCUUCUCCUCGAUCACACCAAGCUUGGCGAGCACGAGCUCUCUGUCACCUCUGCUUCGGGAGAGCACGCCGAUUCCGGCGACAAUGUCCACCCCAAGUCCGACGCCGACCGCGACACAGAUGAGAUCACACAGGAGGAGAAGCCCCGCGCGCGCGUCCUUGCCGAGUACUUGGCCAGCGGCUACCUCGUUGCCGACAGCGGCCUGAAGACGGCCAUUGCUCUCGACGAGAAGCACGGCGUCUCUCAGCGCUUCCUGUCGACAAUCCAGAACCUCGACCAAAAGUACCACGCAACCGACCGCGCCAAGACGGCCGACCAGAGCUACGGCAUCACUGCGCGGGCUAACUCCCUGUUCAGCGGCCUCUCCUCGUACUUUGAGAAGGCCUUGGAGGCGCCUGGCGCCAAGAAGAUUGUCGACUUCUACACCACCGGCUCCAAGCAGGUGCAGGACAUCCACAACGAGGCCAAGCGCCUGGCUGAGCUGAAGAAGCAGGAGGCCGGCGGCAGCUCGUACAAGGCUGCUGGUCUGGACAAGAUCUUCGGCGCCGAGAAGGCGCCCGGCCAGGAGAGCAAGCCCAAUGACCAGGUGCCCGGCGCUGCCCCUUCGGAUGCUGCCGCCACCGAGUCUAACCAGCAACCGAUUUCCGAGGGAGCGUACCCUGGAACUGCCGAGAAGAUUCCCCAGUAAAGAAAUGGUAGCGAGGCAGAAUGGAGGUGGAUCACUGGUUGACGACACGCGCUUCGCAUGGUUAGCUGAGCCAGCAAGGUGUUUGGCUUUUCGUCUGGCUGAUUUCAUGAUACUUUUAUGACUGUUAUGGGACUGGGAUUUCAUUGUUGGCGUUGCUCUAAUCUUUAAGUAAUGAACAAAAUUCUCAUCAUUUGAAGCUUAUCACGGCGGUAGUACCUUGCAGUAGCAUAAUGACGGUACAUGCAAUGUUCGAUCAAGAAGCAUGAUCAAGUACAACAUAUGCACGUGCUUGGUACAUGAUGCUUGCCGAUGCCAUCUUGAUUUUUGUUUUGCCGUUCGGUAAACAGCUAUCAGACAUCAUAUGUGACCAACAGUGAGCCUGGACUUUGCUCCCGAAUAGUCCGUCAGCCUAGGCUAGCUUAGCAGCGCUACGAUCCCUGAGUGAGGGGUUGCAUAAAGUCAACUCGACUAUAUUGUUGUCUAACUCAUCCUUGUUUCGCGGAGCAAGUGCUUGUAACUGAACUAUGGCACUGUACGCGUUUGACCUAGGUGCCUUCUGAAACUUUUUAAUCGACCUUUCCGUCCUGUUUUCCGGAGUGUACUGUGGUCCAUCGAUAAGGUAGCUCCUGUGCGCCAUGUGAUCGGUCGGGAGGAGAGAUGCCCUGCGCUCUCCGUGAUCGCUUCGAGAACCCGUCUCCUUCAUCCUUUUAUCUAAUAUGAGGAUGAGUGUCCCGGUCUCUUGUCCGACCACAACCUUCAUCUCCAUCCGGCUGCCAACCUCCAUUUACCGAAACCACCAAUUCACACUCCCAUUAAUGCCCCCCUCCUCGCCCACGCUCUUCACACUAUGCCACCACCCCAGCGGCAUAAACAACAUAUCCCCCGCCUGCACCGUCACCUCGUACAUCAUGUCAUCCGUCCCUUCGCCGUCACCAGCCCAAACAGCCCCCUCCAAAGCCCUCCUCUGUUCCCCCUUCAUCAUCUCCUCCCCCCUUAUUUUCCCAGACCCCGCCGCCACGGCCAAGGAAGCCAUCACCCCCCGAAACAGCGCCUCCCCCCUCUUGGGCGCCAUCAGCCGCAGGACUUUUGUCCCACACAACUGGCAAAACAAGUUGGGGUUCGGGUCUCUAUGCCAGGGUGUAUAUGUCGGUUGUAAGCCGAGCCAGAUGCUGGAGGAGUAGAUGUCUCCGCGGCCGGCAUGGGAAACCAAAAGAGGGGUAGGGAGGUCGGCUUGGAGGGGGGAGGGGAGGUGGGAGAGGGGCGCUUGGGCUAUGUAGAGGUUUGUGAGCGGGGGGUUGGGAGGGGUUUGGGAGGAGGAGGAAAGAGAGGUGUUGUAGUGGUGAGCGAGGAGGAGGAGGUGGAGGGGGAGGUCGAGGAUGAGGAACUCGGAAGAGGAGGAGGAGGAGGAGUGGUGAGUGAUAUAGUUUUCAAGGAGGUGGGCUAGGGCGAGACGGGAUUGUGAGUCUGAGUCGGAGUUGGAGUUGGAGUUCGGGUGUGAAUCGCUGGAUGCCGUUGGUGAGGAGGAGGAGGAGGACCGUUGUAGCCAAGACAUGAAACCUAAGACUUGGGCUGAGUUUGGGAAUGAGAGUUCGUAAGGGAGGAUGGUAGAUCGGAAGGUGUCCAGGUACGGAGUUAAUGAGGCCUUUCCGGAGCUCGGAGAAAUGUUGAACCAUUUGGUUAGGGCGGGUAGUAUAGUUGGUGAAGUCAAAGUGUUGGUUUGGGUAUUGGCAUCAUUUUGCUGGUUGGGGCAAGGGCUCAACGUAGAGGGUUUGGAGCUUGGUCGUAUGAGAAGAGGCCUUUGAGCUUGAAAUGCAUCUCUUCUGAAGUCCUCUAUGCUGAUCGGCGCAACCGCCUCUGCCACUGUUUUGAGACUCCUGGCAUGAUGGGUGAAAGUGAAGAGCGGUUGGCGGAGUUGCCUCGUCAAUGCAAGUAGCCGUGUUGGCCUGGAACUGGGAG